Drosophila simulans is the source of this 1529-nucleotide messenger RNA. RefSeq names its product UDP-galactose transporter senju (gene senju). The record is from RefSeq and is a predicted model, not a curated record. Bases 150 to 1316 code for a protein of 388 amino acids. Gene Ontology annotation, cellular component: Golgi membrane. Gene Ontology annotation, molecular function: UDP-galactose transmembrane transporter activity. The transcript is spliced from 3 exons. Gene Ontology annotation, biological process: pyrimidine nucleotide-sugar transmembrane transport. NCBI's taxonomy places the organism in Eukaryota, Metazoa, Arthropoda, Insecta, Diptera, Drosophilidae.
CGAGAAACAGCCCACUUGUCACGAACAAGCGGAACGGUACUGAUAACUGCGGCUACCGCAACUUGUAGAGUGGGUGAAGCUAGUCUUGGUUCUCUUCGCAUUAGAAACGCAACGCUGGCAGCAACGCUGGCAGUACGAAGACCGCAGAAAUGUCAACUAAUUGGCGUGAAUUGUUCCCCACCAAGCUCACAUUUGUGAUCUUCCUGUUGUACAUGUCCCUAUUCAUAGGACAGGGCAUCUUCGUCACAGCAUCUCAGGAAUCGAAUAACUCCUAUGGUUACAAUACCGUCACGGUUGUGCUGCUAACCGAGGUUUUUAAAUUGAUAGUCUCCACCUGUCUGUACUGCCGAGACAACAACCUACGCUCCCUAGUGCGCGAUGUUCAGAAGGAUCGCAAUGUACUGGGAUUGUACAUGGUGCCCGCCUUUCUCUACUGCCUGUACAACAAUUUGGCCUUUGUCAACUUGGCCACAUUCGAUCCCACCACCUACUAUCUGCUACUGCAGCUACGUGUCGUUGUCACGGGCAUACUAUUCCAAAUUAUCUUCAAGAAGUACCUGUCGCAAAGGCAGUGGAUCUCCCUCAUACUGCUGACACUCGGCUGUAUGAUGAAGCAGGUCGAUUUCGGCAGCUUCUACAGCGAUGCGAAUGAUGACAGCGAGUCCGCAGCCAUACAGCAUCAGCUGCAGUCACAUAAUAAAACAACUGCCGCAGGGACGAACGCGCACGGCAAGAACAUGUCCGGUUUCGAUUUUAGCCUGAGUGCCGUCUUCAUUCUGGCACAGACAAUUUGCUCUUGUCUGGCAGGCGUUUACAAUGAGUAUCUUCUUAAAGAUAAGGGCGCCGAUGUGAAUAUCUUUGUACAGAAUGUCUUCAUGUACCUGGACUCGAUUGUCUGCAAUGCAGUCAUCCUCUUGCUGCGCGGCGAGCUCAUUGAUGCCUUUAGUCCGCAGAAUCUGGGCAGUAUAAUGCGCUUUAGCGUCCUAAUCAUCAUUGUUAACAAUGCGGCCAUUGGCAUUGUAACGAGUUUCUUCCUCAAGUACAUGAACUCCAUUCUAAAGACCUUCGCGAGCGCUCUGGAGCUGCUCUUCACGGCUGUCCUGUGCUACUUCCUCUUCUCCAUACCCAUUUACAUGAACACCGCGCUGGCCAUCGCGGUUGUAUCCUACGCCAUCUAUCUCUACACCCAAAGCCCGGUGGUUAAUAUGGGCAAGGUGCGUCCGCUGUCCACUUUAAGUGAUGCCACGACCAAAUCAACGGACAAACGAAAGCUACUCGACGAGGAGGCGGCGGAAUCGGACCUCGAUAUGGUGUAAUGCUGUAGCUAGUCCUAGACGUAAUCUUAGACUGUAAAUAGUUGUGGAAAAGUGCCUGCAAAUGUUUUAAACGCCAGACGAAAGUAUUUGACCCCAGGCUUUGUGCAAUGCAAUAGCAACAGGCUUGUUAAUACCAAAACUUUUGCUCCUCUAGUUUAAGAUUCUCAACGCAAUUGUGUAUUUUAAUCAGAACAUAAAUGCAAUGAAAACGAA